This is a messenger RNA of Hyposmocoma kahamanoa, 690 nucleotides long. RefSeq names its product protein GVQW3-like. Lineage: Eukaryota; Metazoa; Arthropoda; Insecta; Lepidoptera; Cosmopterigidae. Gene Ontology annotation, molecular function: nucleic acid binding. The record is from RefSeq and is a predicted model, not a curated record. The transcript is spliced from 2 exons. The coding region runs from base 1 to 690 and encodes 229 amino acids.
AUGGAGCAAAUCGAGUUUCGUGCUGUCAUCAAAUUCCUUACCAAGCAAGGAAAACCUCCUCAAACUAUUAUGAAUGAGAUGGAAACUGUUUAUGGGGAUCAGUGCCCUGGUAAAACAAUGAUUUACAAGUGGCACGGUCUUUUCAAACAUGGCAGAGAAUCAAUUGAAGGCGAUCCUCGCCCAGGACGGCCAGUUGAGGCCACCACAUCAGACAAUGUUGAAAAAAUCGAAAAAUUUAUAUUGGAAGAUGCCCGUCUGAAGAAGAAACAGCUGUCUGCAUUAGUAGGAGUAUCAGAUACUACCAUUUUGAGGAUCCUACACGAUCAUCUUGGCAUGACGAAAGUCAGUGCAAGAUGGGUGCCGAGAAUGCUCACGCCGCCUCAAAAGCAACAAAGAAUCGAUGCAUCAAAGCACUUCUUGGAGCUGUGUGGCGCAGAACCUACCCCAGUUUUGUAUGGCAUAAAAAGGGGGGUCAAUAUAACGGGAGAAUAUUGCGCAAGAAUAUUAGAGAGACUGAAGGAAGCUGUCAAAGAAAAAAGGCGGGGAAAAUGGACAAAGGGUGUGUUGCUUUUGCAAGACAACGACGCACCGGUUCACAAGAGCAAUGUUGCGAUGGCUGCUCUACACAAGUGUGGCUUUCAAUCGCUGACCCACCCACCUUACAGCCCGGACCUAGCCCCCAGCGAUUAA